GAAUUAUAAGCGCAAGGAGCGUUUCUCUUCACAUUCUUCUCAUCUACGAGCGUAGGUAUUAUCAUGCCUCACUAUAUAUAUCUACCUCGAAAACUUUGAUCAUGAAAUUUAAUCUCUCUCCCUCUCUCAAAUCCCGUCAUAAUAGGUAAUGAAAUACUCGUUUGUCAAAAAAAUCUUAUUAUAUAGAGGUUACAAGUUCGAUUCUCAUAUUCUUUUCUUGAAAAAUAAAGUGAUCGAAGAAGUGCACAUUAUUACGUGUUUAUGAAUUGUUUCCUGUUUACUAGAUAGUUUGGGUUUAUGUAUGUGAAGUAUGGGCCCUAAACUACGCGAUCAAUUAGCUUCUACACCGCCAAAGCUCUCUCUUACGGUCUUCCCAAGUCAUAAGCCAAUAGCGUCCGAGUCACCAUGGACCUUGACGCCACCGUUGCACCCCAUGGCGUCCGUCCCGUUCGAGUGGGAGGAGGCACCGGGAAGGCCUAGGCCCAUUAACAUAUCGGGCCAAUGUAAGCCCAAUAGUGCAAGAUGCUUAGAGCUUCCUCCUAGGAUGUUGGUUGAGGCUCAAGUGAUGACAUCCCAUAUGCCUUCCUCUCCAACUACCGUUUUAGAUGGGCCUCGUCCGGCCCGAUCCUUGUCUCAUAGGUUCUGCUUUGAAGGCCCAAUACCAGAUACAAGUCCCGAUUUGGGCUUGGAUAUAAUAGAAAAUAGUAUGAUGGAUCAAGGGAAGAGUAAGAAUGAGGUGAAAAGACAAAUUGGGCCUUGGAAGAAGUGGGCCAGUGCUAAUAGCACAAAGUGGAAUCAAGAGCUUAACAAGGAUAAUUAUGGUAUUUCAUCUUGGGAUGAUAGUGUUAAAUAUGAUAGGGAUUUAGAGAUAAAAAUUACAAGGUUUAGAAGAAGAUCAAAAGGGAGCCUAUACAAGUUAUCAAAUACAAGUUCUCGUGUAUUUGAAAACAUCCUCGAAUGCCUUAAGCAAAUUAUGGUACGGCGGCGGAAGCAAGAGAAGGAAAGAAGUGAAGCACCAUGAUUAAGUUAUACUUAGAUUAUGUAUAGCUUUCUUAUUAUGUACUCUUUGCAUGAAUUGCAUCAAGUCAAGAUUAAUUCUGAAAAAAGGCUUUAUUUUACUAGCCUUGGACUUUGUACAUUACGCAUACAAAACUGUUAGGUUACGUAUCUACUCAUCUCACAUUCGAAGCAACUUCAAAUGAUGGCCGUACCAUAUGGGGGUAACUUUUAUGUCUCAAAUAUAAAGUUAUCCUGGUUAAUUAAGUGUAAUUUGCACUCACUAUGAGUACUACAAGCGAUUCUAACAAGAUCUCAUAAAAUAGAAGAAUUGUUAUUUUUA
Messenger RNA from Spinacia oleracea (spinach), 1339 nucleotides. RefSeq lists its product as uncharacterized. Lineage: Eukaryota; Viridiplantae; Streptophyta; Magnoliopsida; Caryophyllales; Amaranthaceae. The record is from RefSeq and is a predicted model, not a curated record. The coding region runs from base 311 to 1021 and encodes 236 amino acids. The transcript has 2 exons.